AUGACCGAUGAUGAUGAUGGCUUGUCCACCUACGGUCUGGCGCUGCUCGGAGCAGGAGCAGGUGUUGCCGCCGGGAUUCUUGUCAAGGCCUUCAAGAUAGUUUUGCACGUCUGCCUGGAGUUGGUUUGGCUCCAUCUUCCACAUUCUUUGGAGGAUGCUGGCUGGACUGCAGAGGUGCCAUUUGGGCUUUGGAAUCUCCCAUGGAUCUUGGGAGCUUUAUUUGGACUGGCGGUUGGAACUCUGCGGCAAUCGCUUCCACCCUCUGCAGUUACAACAUUGGGCAUUUGGGUUCGUGAGCUUCACGGCCCUCGCGGAUCUGCGGAACCAGGUUCAUGGCUGGCGCAGCUGGUGGUCGCAGGUCUUCUGACAGCUCUCAGUGGGGCAGCUGUCGGGCCAGAGCCAAUUGUCAUCAUCGUCCCCAGCGUCCUCUGCGGAUUCUUUGCUCGAGGGCUCUUGAAACAGCCAGCGCGCGUGGUACGCGUUGCUGCAUUGGCAGGUGGUGCGGGUGGCCUCAGUGCCUUUUUCGGGCUGCCGCUGGCGAGCGCCUUCCUGGUUCUGGAGGUUCCGCACGUGGAUGGUGCAGAAUUUGCCAUGGAGGCUUUGCCCGCUUGCGUGGUCGCAAGCAUCACGGGCACUUUAGCUGGAGAUUCCAUAUGGCAUCCAGCCUCGCUCCUUGGGAACAGUCGAUUUGGGUUUCCGGGAAGCAGUCCAUUGCACGCACAGCGACCAUUUGGCGUGGGAGCGGUCCUUUUCGCUCCGUUUGCAGGCAUGUGUGGAGGCUUCGCGUCUCACCUGCUGAUCGCCUGCAUGAAAUCAUUGCACCAGAUCUUCAACUGGGCCCGAAGCAUCGGGCCCUGGAAGCGUUUGCAGCGGAGGAGGAUAUACUUCCCUCUCUUUCUGGCCGGCAUAGGAGCAGUCAACGGUGCUCUGGGCAUCUUGUAUCCCAGCGCGCUUUGGUGGGGAGAGGACCAGCUUCAGGUGGUUCUGACUCGCGGCUGUGAAGAAGUUGCUGACUUGUCAGAAUGUGUGCCCGUGAAGUUGCCCUAUUGGUAUGACAAGCUGCAGGCUAAUGUGGCGGUCCAGGCGUCCCCUGGCCGUCCCAUGUCUACGCAAGCAAUGGUGGGUCUUGGCAUAGUCAAGAUGGUGAUGAUCAGUCUUUGUGAGGCCGAGCUUGAGAUGUGGGCUGCUUUGAUGGAUGCAGCUGUGCCAUGCUUUUCUGGCUGGCUCCUUUGGUUCAGCCUUGGGGUCUACUUCUUGGAUCGCCUCCUUGGGAGGCACGAGUGCACUGCGUGGGACGGCUUGUUGCCUUCGAUGCUGGUUUGCGCUUAUCAGCAGCAUGGCUCCCAUGACCAGGUGCGCCGCUUCGAUCGCGUGAGGCAAGUGAGGAUGGAUGCUGUGGCAGAGAUGCAGAUCAAAGUGAAUCCACCGCAGAUGGAGAGCCAGAUUCACAGUCGGGCGCGGAAGACGUGGAAGAGGGUGCUGCAGGAAGCCAGGUCAAAGCACCGUCGGAGCUUUGCAGAUCAGAAGAGGUUAAGGUGCGUUUUCGCAGAUCUUUUGGAGGGCUUGAGCUGUUCUUCUUGUGGCCUGGUCGAGAGUCACAAGGGCAGUCUAUGUGCCAAGCAGGCAAUACUUCCAAGAGACUUUGCCGACCCCAGCGUGCCAGUGGUGCCAGCUUCUAAGCUUGAGAACGCAACGUUCAUUGUAUGUUCAUUGUGUGAUGAGCUGCAGGCAUCCAUUUGCAACUUCCUCGACUGCUGUGCUGCGGCGCCCAGGAGUGACAGCAGCGGCAUUCUGAGACAUAAUUCUUAUGCAGGUGGAGUCGAUCGGCCUGUGUGGCUGCAAAGUGACAACCACCUGCAUCCAAAGUUUUGUGGUUACAGGCUGCAGGAGCCCGGGACAAUGCCUUGCCUUGAUCGCUUCCCGUUCGAAGAGUUGGGUAGCAAUGUGCCUUCUCACUGGGAGUACAUGCUUCCUGGCGGCUGCGAUAGCGAAAGGGCUCAAUGCCGUGAGCUUCGUGAGCGUGUUCGGCAUGUAGAUGGUGCGAAGGAUGCGGUGACGAUGCUUCGUUUUCUGCGUGCACGUCAAGGACGUUUGGAUGCUGCAGCAAAGAUGUACGAGGAAGCCAUGAGGUGGCGCAGGCAGACGGGCUACGAGCUCGGGUUUCGGAUGAACAGCAGGGAUGAUUGGCUGCACAGAAAGGUUGACAGUUGUUGGCCCCCGACUGCCAUGCUGGGCAAGGACCUGGAUGGUGAUCCCGUCUACUGGAACAGGAUGGGCCUUGGUAGUAUGGAUUUCCUGGAGCAGGUUCCAACAGAGUUCCUGAUACAGCACGAGGUCUACACAAUCACCCGUAUUAUGCAGGCCUUGGAAGAGGCAUCGCGGCUCAGCAAUCGACCUGUGAUGUACUUCACGGUGGUGGCCGAUCUUGGUGAACUCAGUCUGCGCAAUUUCAAUAUCAAAGGAAUCAUGAAGUACAAGGUCUGUGUGCGGACAUUGGAAGACAAUUAUCCAGAGCUUGUGAAACGAAUUAUCGCAAUCCGUGUCCCACGCAUUGCUUACACGCUGUGGAACAUCAUCUCGAAAUUCUUUGAUGAAGGCACUCGUGACAAGAUUCAGAUCGCAGAUCCGCAGAACACCAUGGCUGUUCUGAGCCAAUUCAUGGAUCCAAAGUGGAUUCCAGAGGCUUUGGGUGGGACGCAUCGAAUCGGAGAGAGUGCUUGGUGCGAGCCUUGCAUACCCAGUCCACAAGGGCCUCCAUCCGAGGACACAAUGAGGAGUUUGCAGUCGACGUAUGGCGAUGGUUAG
Molecule: messenger RNA, 2805 nt
Organism: Symbiodinium natans
Lineage: Eukaryota; Dinophyceae; Suessiales; Symbiodiniaceae
Source: the annotation of a GenBank genome assembly